CCUCGCUCGCGUGCUACACAUCCGGGCCUCUGCUACUAGUGAGGGGAAGAUGGCGGCCGCAACUGUGGUGGUUCCUGUAGAGUGGAUAAAGAACUGGGAGAAAUCAGGGAGAGGCGAAUUUUUGCAUUUAUGCCGGAUCCUCAGUGAAAAUAAAAGCCACGAUAGUUCAACUUAUAGAGAUUUCCAGCAAGCUCUUUAUGAAUUGUCAUACCAUGUCAUUAAAGGAAAUCUAAAGCAUGAACAGGCAUCUAAUGUUCUUAGUGACAUUAGUGAAUUUCGUGAGGAUAUGCCCUCCAUUCUUGCUGAUGUAUUCUGCAUAUUAGAUAUUGAGACAAAUUGUUUAGAAGAAAAAAGCAAGAGAGACUAUUUUACACAAUUGGUAUUAGCAUGUUUGUAUUUAGUUUCAGACACAGUUCUAAAGGAACGCUUGGAUCCAGAAACAUUGGAAUCGUUAGGGCUUAUCAAACAGUCACAGCAAUUCAAUCAAAAGUCAGUUAAAAUCAAGACAAAACUCUUUUAUAAGCAGCAAAAAUUUAAUUUGUUAAGAGAAGAAAAUGAAGGUUAUGCCAAGCUGAUUGCUGAAUUGGGGCAAGAUUUAUCUGGAAAUAUUACUAGUGAUUUAAUCUUAGAAAAUAUAAAAUCUUUAAUAGGCUGCUUUAAUCUGGAUCCCAAUAGAGUUCUGGAUGUCAUUUUAGAAGUGUUUGAAUGCAGGCCAGAACACGAUGACUUCUUUAUAUCUUUAUUAGAAUCUUACAUGAGUAUGUGUGAACCGCAAACACUGUGUCAUAUUCUUGGGUUCAAAUUCAAGUUUUAUCAGGAACCAAAUGGAGAGACUCCUUCAUCUUUAUACAGAGUUGCAGCAGUACUUCUACAAUUUAACCUUAUUGACUUAGAUGAUCUUUAUGUACAUCUUCUUCCAGCUGAUAAUUGCAUUAUGGAUGAACACAAACGAGAAAUUGUAGAAGCUAAACAGAUUGUUAGAAAACUUACAAUGGUUGUAUUGUCUUCUGAUAAAAUUGACGAGCGAGAGAAAGAAAAGGAAAAAGAAGAGGAGAAAGUGGAGAAGCCACCUGACAACCAAAAACUUGGUUUGUUGGAAGCCUUGUUAAAGAUUGGUGAUUGGCAGCAUGCCCAGAGCAUUAUGGAUCAGAUGCCUCCAUACUAUGCAGCUUCACAUAAACUAAUAGCCCUUGCUAUUUGCAAGCUGAUUCAUAUAACUAUUGAGCCUCUCUACCGAAGAGUUGGCGUUCCUAAAGGUGCUAAAGGCUCACCUGUUAGUGCUCUGCAAAAUAAGAGAGCACCAAAACAAGCAGAGAGCUUUGAAGAUUUGAGGAGAGACGUCUUCAAUAUGUUCUGUUACCUUGGUCCCCACCUUUCUCACGAUCCCAUUUUAUUUGCAAAAGUGGUGCGGAUAGGCAAGUCAUUUAUGAAGGAGUUUCAGUCUGAUGGAAGCAAACAAGAAGAUAAAGAGAAAACGGAAGUUAUCCUUAGCUGUUUGCUUAGCAUUACUGACCAGGUAUUACUUCCAUCUCUUUCUUUGAUGGACUGCAAUGCUUGUAUGUCUGAGGAACUAUGGGGAAUGUUUAAAACAUUUCCAUAUCAGCAUAGAUAUCGUCUGUAUGGCCAGUGGAAGAAUGAAACUUACAACAGUCAUCCACUUUUAGUAAAAGUUAAAGCUCAAACAAUAGACAGAGCCAAAUAUAUCAUGAAAGCACGGGCUCUAGGGUGUGCAGGCUCAGUAGUUGUGGUGCAUGGGCUUAGUUGCCCCUCGGCAUGUGGAAUCUUCCCGGAGCAGGGAUCGAACCGUGUCCCCUGCAUUGGCAGGCGGAUUCUUAACAACUGGACCACCAGGCGUCUAACCAAGGAAAAUGUGAAGCCUUCUGGAAGACAAAUUGGGAAGUUGAGCCACAGCAAUCCAACCAUUUUGUUUGAUUAUGUAUGUUUUGAGAUCUUGUCACAAAUACAGAAGUAUGAUAACUUAAUAACACCUGUAGUAGAUUCAUUGAAAUACCUCACUUCAUUGAAUUAUGACGUCUUGGCCUAUUGUAUCAUUGAAGCUUUAGCUAAUCCAGAAAAGGAGAAAAUGAAACAUGACGACACAACCAUCUCAAGUUGGCUUCAGAGUCUGGCUAGUUUCUGUGGUGCAGUUUUUCGUAAAUAUCCAAUUGAUCUUGCUGGUCUUCUUCAGUAUGUGGCUAAUCAGCUAAAGGCAGGCAAAAGUUUUGACCUGCUUAUACUGAAAGAAGUGGUACAAAAAAUGGCAGGGAUAGAAAUUACUGAAGAAAUGACAAUGGAGCAGCUAGAAGCCAUGACUGGUGGAGAGCAACUCAAAGCUGAGGGUGGUUAUUUUGGCCAGAUAAGAAACACUAAAAAAUCCUCCCAGAGAUUAAAGGAUGCACUAUUAGACCAUGAUCUUGCUCUUCCUCUCUGCUUGCUUAUGGCUCAGCAGAGGAAUGGGGUAAUCUUUCAGGAAGGUGGAGAGAAACAUUUGAAACUUGUGGGAAAACUCUAUGAUCAGUGUCAUGAUACCCUGGUACAGUUUGGUGGGUUUUUAGCAUCUAAUCUAAGCACAGAAGAUUAUAUAAAGCGAGUGCCUUCAAUUGAUGUGCUCUGUAAUGAAUUUCACACACCUCAUGAUGCAGCAUUUUUCCUGUCUAGGCCAAUGUAUGCACACCAUAUUUCGUCAAAGUAUGACGAACUUAAAAAAUCAGAGAAGGGAAGUAAACAGCAGCAUAAAGUUCAUAAGUACAUCACAUCAUGUGAAAUGGUGAUGGCUCCUGUUCAUGAAGCAGUGGUUUCCUUACACGUUUCCAAAGUCUGGGAUGACAUCAGUCCUCAAUUCUAUGCCACAUUCUGGUCAUUGACAAUGUAUGACCUUGCAGUUCCACAUACCAGCUAUGAACGGGAAGUCAAUAAACUUAAAAUCCAGAUGAAAGCGAUUGAUGACAAUCAGGAAAUGCCUCCAAAUAAAAAGAAAAAAGAGAAGGAGCGAUGCACUGCCCUUCAGGACAAGCUUCUUGAAGAAGAAAAGAAACAGAUGGAACAUGUACAGCGAGUUCUGCAGAGACUGAAACUGGAAAAGGACAACUGGCUUUUAGCAAAAUCUACCAAAAAUGAGACCAUCACAAAAUUUCUACAGCUGUGUAUAUUUCCUCGAUGUAUUUUUUCAGCAAUUGAUGCUGUUUACUGUGCUCGUUUUGUUGAAUUGGUACAUCAACAGAAAACUCCAAAUUUUUCCACACUUCUUUGCUAUGAUCGAGUUUUCUCUGAUAUAAUUUACACAGUCGCAAGCUGUACUGAAAAUGAAGCUAGUCGAUAUGGGAGAUUCCUUUGCUGCAUGUUAGAGACUGUGACAAGGUGGCACAGUGAUAGAGCCACAUAUGAAAAGGAAUGUGGAAAUUAUCCAGGAUUCCUUACUAUAUUACGAGCAACUGGAUUUGAUGGUGGAAAUAAAGCUGAUCAAUUAGACUAUGAAAAUUUUCGACAUGUUGUACACAAAUGGCAUUACAAACUAACCAAGGCAUCGGUACAUUGCCUUGAAACAGGCGAAUAUACUCACAUCAGGAAUAUCUUGAUUGUGCUAACAAAAAUACUUCCUUGGUACCCAAAAGUUUUGAAUCUGGGUCAGGCUUUGGAAAGAAGAGUGCAUAAAAUCUGCCAAGAGGAAAAAGAGAAGAGGCCAGAUCUAUAUGCAUUGGCUAUGGGCUACUCUGGGCAGUUGAAAAGUAGAAAGUCAUACAUGAUACCUGAAAAUGAGUUUCAUCACAAAGACCCCCCUCCGAGGAAUGCAGUUGCCAGUGUACAAAAUGGGCCUGGUGGUGGGCCUUCUUCAUCGUCGACUGGAAGUGUAUCUAAGUCAGACGAAAGCAGUACCGAGGACACUGAUAAAUCAAGGGAGAGAUCUCAGUGUGGUGUGAAAGCUGUUAAUAAAGCUUCUAGUGCCACACCAAAAGGGAAUUCAAGUAAUGGAAAUAGUGGCUCUAACAGCAGCAAAACUGUUAAAGAAAAUGACAAAGAAAAAGGAAAAGAGAAAGAAAAAGAGAAAAAAGAAAAGACUCCAGCUACUACUCCAGAGGCCCGAGUACUUGGUAAAGAUGGUAAAGAAAAACCAAAGGAAGAACGGCCAAACAAAGAUGAAAAAGCAAGAGAGACGAAGGAAAGAACACCUAAAUCUGACAAAGAGAAAGAAAAAUUCAAGAAGGAAGAAAAAGCUAAAGAUGAGAAAUUCAAGACCACUGUCCCGAAUGUAGAAUCAAAGUCAACUCAAGAAAAGGAAAGAGAGAAGGAGCCGUCCAGAGAACGAGAUAUAGCAAAGGAAAUGAAAUCAAAGGAAAAUGUUAAAGGAGGAGAGAAAACACCAGUUUCUGGGUCCUUGAAGUCACCUGUUCCCCGAUCAGAUAUUGCAGAGCCUGAAAGGGAACAGAAACGUCGCAAAAUUGAUACCCAUCCUUCUCCAUCACAUUCCUCAACAGUAAAGGUUACAGCCAUACUUCCCAAAGUUCCUCUGGGUUCUGAGAACUAUGCCAGCUCACCUGUCAUCUCCAUUCAUUUUCUACAGGACAGUCUCAUCGAACUCAAGGAGUCUUCAGCAAAGCUCUACAUUAAUCAUACUCCUCCACCACUGUCCAAGAGUAAGGAGAGAGAAAUGGACAAGAAAGAUUUGGACAAGUCAAGGGAAAGAUCCAGAGAAAGAGAAAAAAAAGAUGAAAAGGACAGGAAAGAGCGGAAAAGGGAUCACUCAAACAAUGACCGAGAAGUGCCACCGGACUUAACCAAGAGGCGGAAAGAGGAAAAUGGAACAAUGGGGGUUUCAAAACACAAAAGUGAAAGUCCAUGUGAGUCUCCUUAUCCAAAUGAGAAAGACAAGGAAAAAAAUAAGUCAAAAUCUUCAGGCAAAGAAAAAGGCGGCGACUCAUUUAAAUCUGAAAAGAUGGAUAAAAUCUCCUCUGGUGGCAAAAAGGAGUCCAGGCAUGAUAAAGAAAAGAUAGAAAAGAAAGAGAAACGGGACAGUUCAGGAGGAAAGGAAGAGAAGAAACAUCAUAAGUCCUCGGACAAGCACAGAUAAUGAAGACUUUCAAUCAAGGGUGUGGACAGACCCCUAAACUGAAGGUCUCCCAGAGGAGGAUGCCAAAGCUCCAUGCGUCACUCUCAGAACGAUAUCUCCCAUAAUUAAGAGCUUCUGGUGCUGUCCAUUUAAUGGGAAUCUGCUUUAAAUCAGAAGAUGAAUACACACCACCAUCCUCUUGACGAGACAUUCCAAAGUCACUGAUUUUCAGAACAUUAUUUUCACCUCCAGGCAGUUUCUUGCAGCAAGGUCCCUGUGUAUACAAUUUUUACCUGAGAUUUGCCACCCAGAAGCAGCAUCUAAUAAAAUUCACUAACUGUUUUAGUUCAUCCUUCUUUCUCAGAAAGGAGAGGAAAUCAUGUCCUGGGACAAGUCCCUUAAUUUUGUAGAUAGGCUGUAUUUGUGUGCUAACUUUUAUGAGUUUUACAAUAAUGGUAUGAUUAUAUUGCUUGAGGAUUUUGGCUUCUUGUAAAAAUUUUAAUUUCAUUUCCUGGGAAAGAUCAUCUUCACAUGUUCUAACAGUGAUACCAGUUUUAUCUUUUAAGGUGCCUGUAAAUGUGUCAUCAAAAUUUCCCUUGCCCAGUAAUUAUGACAGCUUCAUGAUUGAGAACCCAUUUCUUAUACUGAUACCAUGAUACUCUUUAUUGUAACAUGGACUUUUUGGCAGUUAAAAAAAGUGAGUUAAAUUCACAUAAAAUAAAAUUUGCCAACGUGGUUUUUAAUAUAUCACUAUGUUGUAACUAUCACCAUUAAUUCCAGAAUAUCUGCAUCAUCCCCAAAAGAGACCCCAACACCUCUUAGAGUCACUCCCAAUUCUCUUUCCCCUCCCCCUGGAAGUAACUAAAGUAUUUUCUCUUUGGAUUUGCCUAUUUUGGACAUUUCAUCAAAAUGAAGUCAUUCUAUAUGUGGCCUUUUGUGUCUAGCUGCUUCUACUUAGCAUCAUGUUUUCAAGAUUCAUCCAUGUUAUAGCAUGUAUAAGAGCUUCAUUUCUUUUUAUAAGUGAAUACUAUUCCAUUGUAUGAAUGUGUACCACAUUUUUAUCCAUUCAUCAGUGAUGAACAGGAACAAUGAUUUAAGUAUUAAAAUUGUAAGUUCAACAUAUGUGUAUCUAUAAUUAUAAUUGGUAAUGUCAAGAUUAUACAUGAUGUGAACAGAAUGCUGUAUAGAAAUGAUAUGUAAAUUAUUGUCAGCAUUUCAUGCAAGUGUGAUUAUUUUCUAAGACCCUUCUAGCUCUGAUUUUAUGAAAUAUGUGAAUGUAGUAUUUCAUAAGUAAAAUUUAAUGCCUUAAGCAUUAAUUUAAAAUUUGAAUGAGAACAAUGUUAGGCAGAUAUGAACUUAUUUGCCACAUGUUGUAAUAAUCAUGUUUUGAUUUAUUUCAAAUAUGCAGUAUUUGAAAAAUGUCAAUACAUAAAGGAAAUGAGUAUAAUUAAGUCAAUAUAUUUUUAAAGCAAUUUUUAUAAUUUAGCAGACAUUGCAUCUUAAUAUAAGUAACUAUUAAAAUCAUGUCCUUAUGAAAAAAUGUGAUGUCAUUUUUCUUUUUAUUGAUCAUGUAAAAUUGGUUCCUUUUCAUUGCUAUGUGUUGUUUACUUUUGACAAGCUAUUGCUUGUCCCAGUGGAAUGUUUUACUUGUUUCUAUUUCAUUUUUUCCUUCCCCCAUUCCCCUCUUUUCCUCUCUCUCAGAUAAAAUACAAGUUAUAGUAUGCCAAGUAGUCAAUAAGAAAUACACAAAUAUUUUAUCCUUAUCUAGGGACUUAAUUCAAGCAUUGGUUAUUCACAGAACUCAUUGAUUUUCUUUCUUAAAUUUUCCUUCUCUUUUUUCCUUCCUUUCUUCUCUCCUCCCUUCUCCUUUGGUCUGUCCCUCCUCCGCCUUCCAUCCGUCACCUCUCUCACCCCCCUUCCUUUCUUAUCUAUCAAUAUAAUCACUUUGUUUCUUUCAGGUGAGAUUGGAAUGAAUUGUUCAGCUGUGACCAGAAAUUUAUUUUCCUGAGUAGAUUGCCAAGAAUUAUGAAUGAAGAGGGCCCAUUUGCAUCUCCUUAAAUUAUUCAGUUAUCUGCUUUAUUGCUCCAUGCCGAAAACUUUAAAUUGUUGAGUUGUGCAUUACUGUAUUUAACUUGUUGCUUAGUUUCUACAUGUUUAUUUUCAGUAAAUGGCUGAAAGUGUUAACUGUUUCAUAUUUUUAGCACAAUGUGCUGCAUACAGUUUCCAAUAAGCAAAUAAGGUUACAUAUGUACAGAAUUUCACUUUAGAGUAACUAAAUAUUGCCUGGGUUUAUUUUUUUUUCAAUAUGAAAUGCUUCCUUUUUAUUGUUUGAAAUGGAAAAUAAACAAUUAUUGAACCAUUUUGAAUUUACCUCAUUUAAAAACUCAAUUUUAACUUAUUAUUUGGCCUGUUUUAUAUUUAGUCAGUAAAAAAACAAAGUGGGAGCAGUGUCUUAUGCAAUGCCUAGGAAUCAUUUUAUAUAGUUCGUGUACGACAUUAAAACAUGUUUGAAAAAAAAUGGUACCAGCACUCACUUGUCCCUUGCCAUUUUUUCUUGUAAUUAUUUUAGAAAAAUCAAGGGGUUGGGGGGAAUAAAAAUGUGUUUUAAUUCUACAGUUAGAGAAGCUUUGUAUUGCUGAACUUUCAUCUGGAAAAGUUUCACAGUGACAUUUUUAAAAGGAAAUUUUUUUAUCUAUCGAAUUCUACCCAUGUAACCUUUUUUUCUAAAUAAACAAUAGUUUUCUCAAAUGA
Messenger RNA from Dama dama (fallow deer), 7795 nucleotides. RefSeq names its product THO complex subunit 2 (gene THOC2). NCBI's taxonomy places the organism in Eukaryota, Metazoa, Chordata, Mammalia, Artiodactyla, Cervidae. The record is from RefSeq and is a predicted model, not a curated record. Bases 50 to 5065 code for a protein of 1671 amino acids. Gene Ontology annotation, biological process: mRNA processing; mRNA export from nucleus. Gene Ontology annotation, cellular component: THO complex part of transcription export complex. Gene Ontology annotation, molecular function: mRNA binding. The transcript is spliced from 40 exons.